AUGGGCCUGGGCAAGACGCUGCAGGCGAUCGCGGCGAUGUGGGCGCUCAUGGCCGGCGGCAUCGACGGGCGCCCGGCGUGCCGGAGGCCGUUGGUGAUCUGCCCGUCGAGUCUGGUGGCCAAUUGGGGGCGGGAGGUGGACAAGUGGCUUGGGGGGAGGGCGAUGCCGGUGGCGGUGGAGAACACGGAGGGCGGCGCGGUGAGGCGGGCGCUGGAAGGGGGGCCGUACCGGAGGAGCGGCGGGGGUGGGCUGCCCGUGCUCAUCAUGAGCUACACGACCUUCCGGCUGCACAGGGAGCAGGUUCUCGCCUGCAAGCCAGAUGUUCUCAUCUGCGACGAGGCCCACCUGCUCAAAAACAAGAGCAGCCAGAUCGCGGUGGCCACGUCCGAGGUCCCCACGAAGAUGCGGCUACUGCUGACAGGAACGCCAAUCCAAAACAAUCUCCUGGAGUUCCACGCGCUGGUCGACAUUGCAAAUCCGGGCGUUCUGGGUGACGCUUCCCAGUUCCACAAGCACUAUGAAGAGCCCAUUCUGAGGGGCAGGGACGCUGGCGCCAGCGACGGCGACAUAAAGAGAGGCGAGGCCGCCUCCGCGAGGCUCCUGGAAGUGUGCAGCAAAUUUCUGCUGAGGCGGAACAGCUCCAUCCUCCAAAGCUACCUACCGCCCAAAGUGGAGCAGGUGCUGUCCCUUUGUCAGCGGGGCGUCGAUCCCCGCGACACCAAGCGGUCAGUGCGCUUGAGCGGUUUCGAAGGCGCGGCGCCACUGUACAGGCUCCCGGACAUAUCUCCCGCGUACCAGGAGGGCAGGGCCCAAGCGUACCACUCCGGAAAGGUGCUGAUCCUGGAUUGCCUCCUGAAGGCCGUGAGAAAGGCCCAUCCGGCGGACAAGGUGGUGGUGGUUAGUAACUACACGGAGACGCUGGACAUGGCUGCCAAGAUGUGCUUGUCCAGCGGAUGGAGAUUUUUGAAGUUGGACGGCUCUUGCGCGACAAAGUUGCGUCAGAACCUGGUGGAGCAAUUCAAUGACGAAGCCGACGCGAGUUUCGUUUUCCUAUUGUCGUCAAAGGCCGGAGGCGUGGGUCUAAACAUAGUCGGAGCAAACAGAUUGGUGCUUCUCGACCCUGAUUGGAAUCCCGCCAACGAUCUACAGGCAAUGGCACGUGUCUGGAGAGAGGGCCAGACCAAGACGGUGUGGAUAUACCGUCUGCUCACGACCGGCACCAUCGAGGAGAAGAUAUACCAGCGGCAACUGGCGAAACUUGGGCUGUGCGGUGCCGUGGUGGACGACCAAGCAGCCGGAAAUGCCAAGAAGUUCUGCAUGAAGGAGUUGAAAUCACUGUUUACGGUAGACCCAAACGCCGUGUGCGACACCCACACUGCCAUCAAAUGCGGGUGUUCUGGGAGGGGCCCCAAAGCGGGUGAUGCGCUUCCCAGAAGAGAGGGCAACGGGCAGGAUGUGCUGAGCUGGGGCCAUUUCGAAGACGUCUCAUCCUCUCCGGACCCAAUCUGGGACCACGUUUCGAAGUGGAUCUCCAGCAGGUUCGUCACCUUCGUCUUUUGCGACCACGUGGCGAAGCAGGAGAAGGCCGGCAGGGACAGCGUUGCAAGCGGCAGCAGCGACGUGGACUAG
Molecule: messenger RNA, 1629 nt
Organism: Ostreobium quekettii
Lineage: Eukaryota; Viridiplantae; Chlorophyta; Ulvophyceae; Bryopsidales; Ostreobiaceae
Source: the annotation of a GenBank genome assembly